Messenger RNA from Actinia tenebrosa (Australian red waratah sea anemone), 841 nucleotides. RefSeq names its product nascent polypeptide-associated complex subunit alpha. Gene Ontology annotation, cellular component: nascent polypeptide-associated complex. Lineage: Eukaryota; Metazoa; Cnidaria; Anthozoa; Actiniaria; Actiniidae. The record is from RefSeq and is a predicted model, not a curated record.
UAGAUGUGACGGGAUUCCUGUGUUGAGGUCAUGUCUCCCAUAAGACAUUGCGGUGAUAAACAUGGUCUUUUCCAUCACAUUCGGUAAAGAAACUAUACCGAUUCUGUCAAGAUGACUCCUGYAGUAGAAAACCCUCCAACAGCAGAAGAAAACACAAAUGAAGCCAUUGCUUCUGGAACUGAAAGUGACAGUGACGAUGAAAUGCCAGAACUUGAAGAAGGUGAAGCCCAACAAACGAAUAUAACAAGUGACAUGGCUGCCGCUGCAGGUCUGAAUGAGGAGCCAGUCAGCAAAACUAGACAAAGUCGAAGUGAAAAGAAAGCAAGAAAAGCUAUUGUUAAACUAGGACUGAAGUCUGUUACUGGUGUUACAAGACUUACCAUCAGAAAAUCCAAAAAUAUAUUAUUUGUGAUCAACAAACCAGAAGUAUUCAAGAGUCCUGCAUCAGAUUUGUACAUUGCAUUUGGAGAAGCAAAGGUGUGUUUAUAUAUGCAAGAGUUUUUUUUAUCAUUACAAGUUGCUUUGGUUUUGAUUCAGGUUGACGAGACUGGAGUAGAAUCAAAAGACAUUGAACUUGUAAUGCAACAAGCUAAUGUCUCCAGAGCCAAGGCUGUCAAAGCACUUAAAAGUAACUACCAAGAUAUUGUCAAUGCAAUCAUGGAACUUACGAUGUAGGAAUUUCAUCGCUCGGAUAUAUAUUAAAAUUUUAAAACUUGUAAUAAAUUAGAACUGCCUUGGCGCCUUGACACACCACCUUCCCAGAACCUUGUACAGUUUCUUUGCUAUUUUUUGAACCUUGCUCAAAAACUUACAAGAAAAAUAAAAUAAUCAUGAAAGCCAA